Messenger RNA from Lycium barbarum (goji berry), 2937 nucleotides. RefSeq names its product scarecrow-like protein 6. Gene Ontology annotation, cellular component: nucleus. Bases 555 to 2672 code for a protein of 705 amino acids. The transcript is spliced from 3 exons. The record is from RefSeq and is a predicted model, not a curated record. Lineage: Eukaryota; Viridiplantae; Streptophyta; Magnoliopsida; Solanales; Solanaceae. Gene Ontology annotation, biological process: regulation of DNA-templated transcription. Gene Ontology annotation, molecular function: DNA-binding transcription factor activity; sequence-specific DNA binding.
GAAGUACCAUAGAGUAAAGAGAAAACAGAGAGGGAAAUAGAUAAAAGAGGGCAACCUUGUUUUGUUUUUUUUUUCCUUACUUUUUUGUGAUGCAGACAUCCGUGGCAGAACAGAGAGGACUGUGACAUAAAAAGAGGUCAGAAAAAAACAAAGAAAAAUAAAGCAAGACUAGCAGAAGAAAAUCAAAGAAAGCUUACCUAGUGGCCCUAUCUGUAGCUCUAUUCUAUACGAAAAAAGAAAGAGAAGAAAAGAGAGAACCCAUACAGAAGAAUAGUACAUGACCAGAGGUCUAAAGGGUGAUGUUCUAUAAUGGAAGAGCUAAAAUGGGGACCAAGUUUAUAUUUUUGAACUAAUGAAUGUGUUUUCUAUUUGUGGGGUUGGUUUUUCUGUGGAAGACAAGUUAUUGAAAACAAUAAGAUCUAUCUAGAAGAUGAAGUGGAGACCAAGUUUGUAUUUUUGAACCAAUGGUUGUGUUUUAUGUUCAUGGGUUUGGUUUGAAGAACUCACUACUGUUCAAAUCUUGAUAAAAUAUAAGGUCCAUCAACUAGCAAAAGAUGAUUGUAAUACCUCAAAAUAACAGCUUACCACCAAAAGGGGUUCUUGGUGUUUCUAAUUUUGUGCCUUCAAUUUCUUCAACUUCUCCACCAGAAGCACAAAUUUGCAAGAAAGAUGCAAACUUUACAAGAAAUGAACCGGUUUCUGUGUUGGAUACAAGAAGUCCUAGUCCUUCAGCUUCAUCUUCCUCGUGUUCUUAUGGUGCCCAAAAUGGUGGAAAUAUUGCAGUUCCAGGCACUGGAAAGAAAGAAGAGUUAGUGGCUGAGCUGCAGCCAUUAACUGUGGGUGUGGAGACAGAAAAAUCUGGUCUUGGAUUUGGUGAUUUGGAUAAUUUGUUGCCUGAAUUUGCAGGCUCAGACCAAAGCUUUCUCAGGUGGAUUUCAGGUGAUGUGGAGGACCCAUCAGUCAGCUUGAAACAAUUACUUCAAGGAGGAAAUGGUGAUUUGGGCUGUGGAUUUGAGGUAUCAGCCACUGGUUCUUUAGCUCAUUCAGAUAAUGUUUCUUUUUCUGGUUCAAAUGUCUCUAUGAAUGCCAAUAUUGAGAAACUUGGUUGUGUUAUAGACUCAAAUAACAGAAAAAAUGAUAACUUUGAUAAUCUGAAUGUCAAUCUUUUGGCUAAGAGCUUUCAAGUGCAAAAAUUAGAACAAAAGCCUCAACCUUUUAGUCCACUAGUAAUGUCAAACCAAACCCAAUUCAAGAAUACUGCUUGUGUUAACAUGUCUGGCUCGGUAUCAUAUGACAUCAAUCCUGAACAGCCUCCGCCCAAACGCCACAAUUCGGGCAACAGUUUGGGUGCCCUUGGUCCAAAUUUAGGCGCUUUAUUGCCUAAAGUUCCGUUUUUUGAUGCAAGUUGUGACUUGUUGCUGACGAAACAACAAUUGGGACAAAUGCAGCAACAAGUGAAUUUGCUGCCUCCUCAGCAGUUUCAGCCAAAGCCGUUAAUUGUACCUAAGCUUGAGGCAGCUGGUGGUGGUGGUAAUGGUAAUUUGAUGGUGCCCCGUCAUCAACUGCAGGAACAACAGUUUAUUUAUGACCAGAUUUUUCAGGCCUCUGAACUAUUGCUGGCCGGACAUUUCUCAAACGCGCAAAUGAUAUUGGCGCGGCUCAAUCAACAGCUUUCUCCUGUCGGGAAACCCUCUAGGAGGGCUGCUUUUUAUAUCAAGGAGGCUCUGCAGUUGCCUUUCCUUUUGCCUUGCGCAUCCACCUUUUUGCCUCCAAGAAAUCCCACACCGUUUGAUUGUGUGCUUAAGAUGGAUGCUUAUAAGGCUUUCUCUGAAAUAUCUCCACUUAUCCAGUUCAUGAAUUUCACCUCCAAUCAGGCUAUCCUUGAAGCUCUUGGGGAUGCAGAGCAAAUUCACAUAAUAGAUUUCGACAUUGGUUUUGGUGCUCAAUGGUCCUCAUUUAUGCAAGAACUUCCAAAUAGCAGUAGAAAGGCUUCCCUAAAGAUUACGGCCUUUGCAUCUCCUUCAACCCACCACUCUAUCGAAAUUGGCAUCAUGCAUGAAAGUCUAACACAGUUUGCUAAUGAUGCGGGGAUAAGAUUUGAGCUUGAAGUUAUUAACUUGGAUUCUUUUGACCCUAAGUCUUAUCCCUUAUCCUCCUUGAGGUCAUCUGAGUGUGAGGCAAUUGCUAUUAAUUUCCCAAUCUGGUCUAUUUCAAGCUGUCCAUUUGCAUUUCCUUCACUUCUUCACUUUAUGAAGCAGCUCUCUCCAAAAGUUGUUGUAUCACUCGAACGCGGAUGUGAACGUACUGAACUCCCCUUAAAGCAUCACCUCCUCCAUGCCCUCCAGUACUAUGAGAUACUCUUAGCCAGUAUUGAUGCUGCUAAUUUAGCUCCAGACAUUGGGAAAAAGAUUGAGAGGUCUCUCCUCCAGCCUAGCAUUGAGAACAUGAUCUUGGGGCGCCUGCGAUCCCCUGAUCGGAUGUCUCCAUGGAGAAACCUAUUUGCUUCUGCAGGAUUUUCACCUGUUGCAUGUAGUAAUAUGACUGAAAUCCAGGCUGAAUGUGUUGUUAAGAGAACUCAGGUAGGAGGGUUUCACGUUGAGAAGCGACAGACGUCGCUUGUGCUAUGCUGGAAACAACAGGAGCUCUUGUCAGCUGUGACUUGGAGGUGCUGAGGAGCCUUUCUUCUGAAGCCAGAAGACUCUUUUCUUUUAACAGCUACUAAUAGAGGUUUUAACUCUUCAAUUUGUUGUCUGUUAAAAAUCUGAUUUAUUGUGUCAUGUAUAAUUUUACUGUUAUGUCGCAUUCUCCUAAUUAGUCUUGACUGUGUAGGCAAGCGUUCCGCUUUAAACAAAUCCUAACUAUUGUCCGUGUUUGAAAAUCAGUGUGCUGUAUCUUCCUACAUUUCCUUGUGUAUUAAUUACUAUCUUUUCCAUGUUA